AUGGGAUCAUGGGAUGACCAUGGAAUCAUGUGUUUACGGACGAGGCGGUUGGACAAAGUAGACCACGGAUGGGUGAGGUCGGACUUGACCAAAGCGUUUCAAGUGUGGUCGAAAUAUUCCAAACUCACGUUUCGAGAAGUUAACAGCGAAUCUGCAGACAUACUGGUAUUUUUCGAAAAAGGUUACCACGGAGACGGAUAUCCGUUCGAUGGACCGGGUCAAGUGUUGGCUCACGCAUUUUUCCCGGGCACUGGGCGAGGAGGAGACGCUCAUUUUGAUGAGGAAGAAGAAUGGCUGGUGGCCGACAAGACAAGCAAAGAUGGAACUAGCCUAUUCAGGGUGGCAGUGCAUGAAUUCGGACACUCACUUGGUCUUUCACACUCAUCGGUACAAGACGCAUUGAUGUUCCCGUGGUAUCAAGAUCUAAAAUCUGACUUUGAACUUCCCAACGACGACCGGAUUGGCAUACAAAUCCUUUACGGUGCUAAAAAUGACAAGAUCUGGGGUAACAUACCAGUUUACAGCCCGACUUCGCAGAGACCGGAUCCAUCGACUACCGUUCCGACGAUAUCUACUACAGCCAGGACAAUAGUUACCAAGUCUAUGCCCGGUAUCACUACUACUGUAACCCCCGUGACAUCCACUACCAGCAGAACAAUACCGCCGAGACGACCGAACGUGGCGGUGGUCGUCGACGACAAACCUGACUUUUGUAACACGUCCUUCGAUGCAGUGUCGAUCAUACGAAAGGAUACGUUUUUCUUCAAAGGCAAAUACACAUGGAGAUUAGGCGCCAAGGGACUAUACGCUGGAUAUCCGGCUCUAAUUUCCCGGCUGUGGUACAACCUGCCCGACAACAUGAACCAGGUGGAUGCCGUGUACGAAAGGCAAGACGGCAAGAUUGUGUUUUUCAUAGGUCGUCAAUAUUACUUGUUCGACGGCAACAACCCUCUGCCAGGAUACCCGAAGCCGUUGACAACGCUCGGACUGCCGGAAGAGUUGGACCAUGUGGACGCGGCAUUCGUCUGGGGGCACAACAGCAAAACUUACAUAAUCAGCGGCACCAUGUACUGGAGGUGCGACGAUGAGACUAACCAGAUGGAGCUUGACUACCCGCGAGACAUGUCUAUAUGGCGGGGCGCGGGAUACAACAUCGACGCGGCGUUCCAAUGGCACGACGGUGAGUGGAACCGUUUUAAUAGCUAA
Molecule: messenger RNA, 1206 nt
Organism: Diuraphis noxia (Russian wheat aphid)
Lineage: Eukaryota; Metazoa; Arthropoda; Insecta; Hemiptera; Aphididae
Product: matrix metalloproteinase-2-like
Biological process (GO): extracellular matrix organization; collagen catabolic process; proteolysis
Cellular component (GO): extracellular matrix
Molecular function (GO): zinc ion binding; metalloendopeptidase activity
Source: RefSeq, a predicted model, not a curated record